AUGCAGCUCCUGGGAGUGAACCCCGACGGCGCUUGGCACCUGGGGAGCGAGACCGCAUCCGGCACCGAGCUCUGCGCUCCGGACCCCUGCGGCUGCGCGGCCACCGAAAAUGCUGCCGAAACGUCCUUAAUUCCUCCUGCCCCCAAGGCCCCGGCUGCCCCGGUCCUGCAGGAAAGGGAAGGCGCGGAGAGCUCUGCCCCCCCAGCCAGCCGUCCCUGUGGCCAGCCGGCCAGCAGCAGCCCCGUGGUGCAGCCCCAGCAGCCCCCGGCCCCUGCAGCGGCGGGGGAAGAGGCGCCGAGACCCUCCUACGUGGGGAGCAGCGACACGUCUUCAGAGACCUCGGAGGACUCAGCCAGCAGCCCCUCCUGCCCCCAGGGCCCUCGCUCCAAAGAAAACCUCAAUUACACGUCCUUGGUCUUCCCGGGGAAAGGCCGCGGGCUGGGAUCUGCCAGGGACUACGAGAACGUGAAAACCAGGGCGGACUACGUCAACGUGGACCCAAAGAAAAAGAAAGUGGAUUUCUGGCCCUGUUCCAGCCCCACAGCAUCCAAGUCGGUCGAGUACACCGAGAUGAAGCUGUGACCCCCAGGACGCUGCUGCGGGGUGCCAGGUCAGCCGGGGUGAUGCCCCAAGUCCCCGGCAGCAGCGUGAGCCGAGCUUCCCCCUCGCCUCGGGCAGCGCCUGGCACGGGCUGGCGCCUGCCAGCUUUUAUUCCUUGUAACACUCUAACCGGCCAAUACAAUUUGCUUGGUAUUUUACUUAAAUGCAUCACUGUUCCUGAAGGCUGCUGAGCGUGGGAUGGCGCAGGGUAGUUCCUCCUACCCGGGCUGAAAUGUGCUCUCCACUUUUCUGUGCUGGCCCUUUUUUCUCAUCUCUUGAAAGCAAAUGAAACAUCCCCCCCUGCCUCUCGAAGUGGGAUGUAGUUCUGGGAGGGAAAUGCAGGAGUCUUCAAAAUAUCCACCCAACCUGGCUGGCACCUCUUCUGAAUGAUGCUUUGUUUGCUGAUCACUGACAUAAAAUACUUUUA
This is a messenger RNA of Athene cunicularia (burrowing owl), 1027 nucleotides long. It is a transcript of the gene RHEX, whose product is annotated as regulator of hemoglobinization and erythroid cell expansion. Lineage: Eukaryota; Metazoa; Chordata; Aves; Strigiformes; Strigidae. Bases 1 to 582 code for a protein of 193 amino acids. The record is from RefSeq and is a predicted model, not a curated record. The transcript is spliced from 5 exons.